CAAGUCCCAUAACACCUAGCGAUGUGUAAAGAUGGCAGCGUCCAUCUGAGUCGUAAAUUUGAAACGAGAAACACGCCAAAACACGGAUUUUUAUCAAAGUCAGAGGCAACAGAUCUUUUCCCAUUUAAACGAGGAUCACAUUAACAUGAGGCUUUUGCUUACAGCAAUCAAACAAUUCAGUAAUAAGUCGCUGCCGUGUCCCCGCGCCGGCUUAAGCUCUGUUUUUAAGUGCUCUGAAGGUUCAGAGCAUAGAACUGACGGGCGGCUGCUGUUGUGCGGUUCAUCCCCGGUAGCGCUGGAGAGAGUGCGCGGACAGGUCGAGGUUCGCGAGGACUUCAUCAGUGAAGACGAAGAGCGAGCCCUGCUGCAGGAACUUGAACCCGGACUGAAGAAGAAACGAUACGAGUUCGAUCACUGGGAUGACGCGAUUCAUGGUUACCGGGAGACGGAGCGCGUGCAGUGGAAUGCAGCGUGUGAGGUUGUGCUGGGGCGAGUCAGAAGUAUUGCGUUCCCCAAAGGCAGUUCACUGCUUGGCCCAGUUCACGUUCUUGACCUGGACAAGACCGGCCACAUAAAACCACACAUCGACAGCAUCAAGUUCUGCGGCAGCACCAUAGCAGGACUGAGCCUGCUCUCUGACAGCGUGAUGCGAUUGGUCAGGGAGGACGAUUCUGCUGAAUGGCUGGACCUGUUGCUACCCAGGCGAUCCCUAUACAUUCUAAGAGACCAGGCCCGAUUCAGCUACACCCACGAGAUCCUGAAAGAUGAGGAGUCAUUCUUCUCAGGGAAGAGAGUACCCCGCCACCGUCGCAUCUCUGUCAUCUGCAGGAACCUUCCUGCUUAAGUCAAGGGAGUGCAGGGGACCCAUUUCACUGCAACACGAGUGUAGUGGCUCUUCUUAGCAUCUCAUUAUUAAUGCCAAAAUGGAGAGUUUGAACUUACUAGUGUGAUUAUUAUGCCAGAUUUCCAGUUGGUAAUGUGGUUAGGUUCUGGAGUGUUGGACUGUGUCAUAACAUUGCUGUGUAUAUCUAAUACAUAUAGAUUCUUUUUUUUUCAUUUUGAGUUCAUUGAAAAAUUAGAAAUUUCUCCGUUCAGAAAGGACAUGAACAAAGUUUGAGACUAAAAGUCAUAGACCCUUUAGUUAAAGACUCUUAUGUGAGGAAAGUGCUCCAUUUUAUAAUAACUGAACACUUGCACUUAGUUAUCAAUUGGUUUGGAAUGUCCGUCUGGCGACUUUAUAUACAGUUUAUCUGAAAUAAUCACUCAGAAAGAAAAAACGUAGGCUUGUACUUCAGCUUUAAUCAGAGCUGCGGAAUCAUACACGGCAAUAAACAGGAUGACAAAUAAAUUACAACGUUGCGCGAAACGUAUUCCAAAUAAAUAAAUAAUUUAUUACAUAAAUA
Molecule: messenger RNA, 1403 nt
Organism: Anguilla anguilla (European eel)
Lineage: Eukaryota; Metazoa; Chordata; Actinopteri; Anguilliformes; Anguillidae
Gene: alkbh7
Product: alkB homolog 7
Exons: 4
Coding region: 146-844 (232 amino acids)
Biological process (GO): DNA damage response; fatty acid metabolic process
Cellular component (GO): mitochondrial matrix
Source: RefSeq, a predicted model, not a curated record